Molecule: messenger RNA, 832 nt
Organism: Paramecium sonneborni
Lineage: Eukaryota; Ciliophora; Oligohymenophorea; Peniculida; Parameciidae
Source: the annotation of a GenBank genome assembly
AUGUGUUCUAAUUUCAGAGAAUUUUUUGAUGUAUUCAGCUCUAUUGAACCUUAAUUCAAUUUAGAUUAUUUUAUAUAUGAAGAUGAAGAAAAGGACAUUAUUACAAUAUCUAAUGAAGAAGACUUUAGUUGUUUUUUAAAUAGUUCUAUUUAAAGUUUAUAAGCAUAAGGAAAUUAUAAAAGUUUAAAGUUACAAUAAGAAUCAGAAAGGAAUUUGAUUCUUAUUCAAAACUUCAAAAAUAAAUCUUAAAUAUUUGCUAAAAGGUUGAGAUAGAAUCUAUUAGAUGUAAUAAUAAAGCAUUAUUUCAUAGAAAAAAAUGUAUUAUGAACAUUAUUUGUAUAUGAUUAAGACUCUAAGAAAGUUACCAAUAGAAUAAUAAUAAUUAUAUCAAGAAAAAAAGUUAAUUUUGAUAAAAAUUGAGGAUUAAAAUAAAAGUGUAGAAUAAAGUAAGUAACUUAAAAUGAGAACAGAUAAAGUUUGCGAUUUUUUUAUUUCGAAUAUAUAUUCAAUUAUAGAUGAGGCUGAUAAAAAAAUAACUUAUAAUGAGUCAUCUUAAGAAGAAUUUAAUAAAAAUUUGGAUUAUAUUUCUAAUAACUUGGUUGAGUAGAUUUCCUUAAUAUAUUAAAAUAGAUAUAAUAAAUUAAUUGAAAUUAGAGAAAGAUAAAUGAAAGAAAUAAGAAAAAUGAUAUAAUUGAAAAAAGAUUUGUAUAAGUUGAAAAUCAAAUGAAAAGAAGAGAGAAGGAAUUAAUUUUAAAAGAAAAAUAUUUUAUACAGGGUAUAAAUGCAAUUAAAAAUUUAUAAAGAAAGCUUUGAUUUUAUUAUUUUAUUUAAA